GGCUCUCUCCAAACCACCUUCCCCAUUAUUUCAUUCCAUAUCUCCUUGAAGCUUCAUUCCCACUUGGACAAAAUCGGCAACCGUACGGUACAACUCUUUGUGGUACCGGCAAGACAGUUCGCGUAGCUCGUAGCUGUUCGCGUGCAUCAUUCGUGGCGUUUGUACUAACUAACUUACCGCCCACCGCCCACUAAGUGCUUUCUCUUGGUCGACACAAGCCCCUCUCCUCUCUGUCCCACAAGGUCAGGUUAUUUACUUCCACACAAACCACACAAACAGCAGCAGGCCUUCCCCCAAACCAGCAAAUCAAUCAACUCAAGGUGCCGUAGAUCGAAGAACGCAACGCAUCCAUAGUUACAUUUUUGUUUGCAAAGCGCCAUGCAACACCAACACACGGAGGAUUUGACGAACGAGCCCAACACCAAAGACACCGCUGCCACUGCUACCAUGAAGAACGACGACCAAGAGCAGAUUGACAUUGAAGCGUCCUUGUCUCGCAUUGGAGUCUUGUCGGAUUCAUUGGCGGCGUUGACCCGUAAACGACCUUCCGGCGAUGGGAAUGGCGGUCGUCGUGUCCAACGGCGUCCUUCGUUGGGCUCUAGUGUGACGAGUGGUUCGUCGAUUGGAAUUGAUGAUUUGGUCAACAAUUUGGAGGGUUUGGAGUUUGAAAUGCUGUGUAACAAUCCCAACGAAAAUGGCUUGGACUUGUCCAUCUCACGACUCAGCAUGAACGACAGUGUUGGCAGCCAUCACACUGGCGGUGGUAACAACGAAUCCACCGCUCGCCUCUCGAUGGGUCUCUGGUCACUCCAAGACAUGGAACCAUGGGCGUGUGCGACCUGUACGUUUGAAAAUGAACCCGUCUUUUCCGUCUGUGAAAUGUGCGGACAAUGCCGACCCCCGCCACGACAAGACUAUAGUAAUAACAACAACAACAACAGCAGUCUCAUGAUGAGUAACAACAACAACAGUAACAACAGCAUGAUGGUGGAUCACGCGCGACGAAGAGUCGACAGCACGGUGCUGGUCAUGCAGGAACAACGCAUGAUGGAAUUGCAGCAAUUCAAAGCACCACCAUCCCGCAGCAUGAGUCCGCGACCGCCACGAGCCGCCGCACGCAAGAGAUCCGAACCACCACCGCCGCGACAUCCACCCAAAGGACGCAGUCCCAAACGACACGGCUCUACACGACGAUCCAGCAGUCCAGUGCCGCCUACGACGAAUUUGUUGAAUCCCAGUCUCCACAGUCUCUCGUCGACCACCUACAAUCGAGAGGCGUCCAUGCGAGAUUUGUUUGCGGAUUCGUCGAAUCAUUCCGCAUCGUUGCACAAAACAUCACGACUACAAGAUUCCUUUACGACGGCAACCACCUUUGACAUGUCGGCAUCGUCCUUUGACUAUUUCCCACCGGAACGAAUAGCCAUUCCGGGAAUUGAAGAAGAAGAAGAUCGUGAUGCCGUCGAAUUGGAUCCCAACAGUGCCGAAUGUUGAUGACUGUUUCCUAUUGCAUUCCACCUUUUUUUAUUUUACCAGUACUAUUUUACCCUACCUAAUUCAAUCAUCAACACACACAAACAAAAAAGCAUUGGCGAAUCCACUCAUUCGCCCGUCUAUCGACUACGAGUAUGCACAUCAUUCAACUAAAAAAUAUAGUAUAGUCUACAUUAUUAUUC
Messenger RNA from Seminavis robusta, 1673 nucleotides. The record is from the annotation of a GenBank genome assembly. Lineage: Eukaryota; Bacillariophyta; Bacillariophyceae; Naviculales; Naviculaceae.